Musa acuminata AAA Group (dessert banana) is the source of this 1112-nucleotide messenger RNA. RefSeq lists its product as uncharacterized. Gene Ontology annotation, cellular component: chloroplast thylakoid membrane. The coding region runs from base 149 to 1021 and encodes 290 amino acids. Lineage: Eukaryota; Viridiplantae; Streptophyta; Magnoliopsida; Zingiberales; Musaceae. The transcript has 4 exons. The record is from RefSeq and is a predicted model, not a curated record.
GUCAUAUUAAGAUUUAUAAAGGAAAAUAUGAUAUUUACGAAUUUUGCAAGGAUCCAAAUGUAAAACUACAUAAAAGUAAUAUAAACAUUACGAUGAUUCCAGUGGCGGUCGAGGACGCAACUCGUUAUCCGCCCGUUUCACGGUCUCAAUGCUCCAUUCUCACCGCUUCCUCUCCCACUUCGCCCCCUUCGCUUCCUCCCCAAACCGUCCUCCUCCUCCUCCUCAUCCUCCUCUAUUCCUCCGCCACGCUGCUUCCGGCGCCCCGCUUGGCGUCCGCGCAGCCGGACUCCGGCCGUUGCUCGCCGAUCUCUCGGAGACCGUUGUAGAGCCGGAGGAUGGAAGCGGCGGCGGCGGCGGCACGGGAGGCCCCGUCGAACUCCCGCCAUCGUCUGGCCCCGCCAUCUUCGCAGUCGAUGAUAACCCUACCCCGCUUCAGGUCUCCACCAGCGUCCUCCUCACCGGCGCUAUCUCCGUAUUCCUCUUCCGCUCUCUCCGCCGCCGCGCGAAGCGAGCCAAAGAACUGAAAGUGAGGUCGAGCGGGGUGAAGGAAGCGAAGAACCUAAAAGCGGAAGCUUUGGAUAGCUUGAAGGCGGUUGGCGCGGCGCCGCUGGAGGCCGCGAAGCCACCCUCCCCCGCGCAAGCAUUGCUGGGUGGUAUUGCGGCCGCGGUCAUCGCCCUCAUACUUUACAAGUUCACCACCACAAUUGAGGCUGCUCUUAAUCGUCAGGCUAUCUCCGAUAGCUUCUCGGUUCGUCAGAUAACAAUAACGAUAAGGACUAUCAUAAAUGGUCUUUGCUACCUCGCAACAUUUGUUUUCGGUGUCAAUUCCAUCGGCUUGAUGCUCUAUGCUGGUCAGCUUGCUCUUGGCUCCAUAACAGAAAACCCUAAAACAUCACCAACUUCGGAGAAAGAUGAUAAUGGUCAGCUGAGUCAGAUGGCAUCUGCUGAGAGCACUGCCAAUGUCAUCGAACCCAGCAGGAGUGACACGCCAGAGAACUCGGACGACACCAAAUCACCAUGAAUAAAUUGGAUGUGUCAGCUGUUAGUUUUGCUUCUUUGUACCCCUGUACAUGUUAAAUUUAUUGAUCUACCAUUUCAAUUUUUUUCCUCGA